AUGGCCUUCAUGGAGAAAAAGUCAAAGAUCUCCGCCUCGAGAAAACUGCAGCUGAAGGAGCCGGAGGUGGAGGGAGAGGAGGAGCGCCCCAAACCAAGCCGCCCCGUGGUACCUCCACUGAUCCCCCCAAAGAUCCCGGAAGGGGAACGUGUGGACUUCGAUGACAUCCACCGGAAGCGCAUGGAGAAAGACCUGUUGGAGCUGCAGACGCUCAUCGACGUGCACUUCGAGCAGCGCAAGAAGGAGGAGGAGGAGCUCAUUGCGCUGAAAGACCGCAUUGAGCGGCGCCGGGCGGAGAGAGCGCAGCAGCAGCGCUUCAGAACCGAGAAGGAGCGGGAGCGGCAGGCCCGGCUGGCGGAGGAGAAAAUGCGGAAGGAAGAGGAGGAGGCCAAGAAGCGGGCUGAGGAUGAUGCCAAGAAGAAGAAGGUCCUGUCCAACAUGGGGGCCCAUUUUGGGGGUUACCUGGUCAAGGCAGAACAAAAGCGGGGGAAGCGCCAGACGGGGCGGGAGAUGAAGCUCCGCAUCCUGUCUGAGCGGAAGAAGCCUCUGGACAUUGACCACUUGGGCGAGGAGCAGCUCCGAGUCCUCUGUGAAACAUGUCACGGAUACAGGGCCCACUCUGUGGGUGCCGAGACCUCAUCGCCCUCCCUCCCUCCGCAGAUCAACCUGCUCUACAAUCGCAUCAGCCAUGCCCAGAAGUUCCGGAAGGGGGCAGCGAAGGGCCGCCUUGGAGGCCGCUGGAAGUGAGGAUGGGGGGGGGCCACCCGGAGGCGUCCGAGCCCCUGGAGUGCUGGUCCCGUCUGUGUCCUGAAAUAAAGGCUCCGCCCGCGGGCACCUGCUGA
Molecule: messenger RNA, 842 nt
Organism: Myotis brandtii (Brandt's bat)
Lineage: Eukaryota; Metazoa; Chordata; Mammalia; Chiroptera; Vespertilionidae
Gene: TNNT1
Product: troponin T type 1 (skeletal, slow)
Exons: 13
Coding region: 1-747 (248 amino acids)
Biological process (GO): sarcomere organization; regulation of muscle contraction; slow-twitch skeletal muscle fiber contraction
Cellular component (GO): troponin complex
Molecular function (GO): tropomyosin binding; troponin T binding
Source: RefSeq, a predicted model, not a curated record